UGCCUCCCCACAUCCCCGCUGCAGCACGCGCUCCCCCACGCCCCAGUCCCCUCCCCACCCCCUCGGCCCCUCGAUCCCCGCCGCCCGCCUCCCCCGCCAUUCUUCUAGAACCUUCCCCGCCCCCGCGGACCUCCCGGAGCCCGCCCGACUCCUGCACCCCGAGAUCCCUCCCCGCCGAGAUCCCCUCGCAGCCAUGGUGUCGUGACGGCGGCGGGAGCGCGGCGCCCAUGGAGCGGGAGCCCAUGUCCUCCGACGACCGCCCCGAGGCGGCGGCGGAGUCGGCGCAGCAGCAGGAGCUGGAGUGGCGGUUCGCGCAGGUCUUCGGCGAGCGCGCGGCGGGCGAGGAUGUGCAGGAAGUGGACAUAAUAUCUUCAAUUGAGUUUGACAAAUCUGGCGACCAUCUUGCCACUGGAGAUAGAGGUGGACGUGUGGUUUUAUUCGAAAGGACGGACUCCGGGGAUAGUGCUAGUCGAAGAGAACUUGAGAGGCAAGAAUACCCGAUCACUAGGCACCCCGAGUUCCGUUACAGGACUGAAUUUCAGAGUCAUGAACCUGAGUUUGACUACCUGAAAAGUCUGGAAAUAGAGGAGAAGAUUAACAAGAUCAAGUGGUGCCAAACAGCCAAUAAUGCACUCUUUCUCUUGUCUACAAAUGACAAAACAAUCAAGUAUUGGAAGGUUCAAGAGAAAAAAGUGAAACGAGUUUCAGUGAUGAAUUUGGAUACCUCCCAAAGUUCAGGCAAUGGUUCAAGUUCUAGUCCGGGUACCAAUAGUUGCAAAGCUCUUCUUCCAAAUGGUGGAUGCUCAGAAAAGUUGUACAGUCCAAACAACAAUAUGUCAUUUCCUCCUGGAGGAUGCGCAUCAUUGCGUUUGCCUGUGGUGGUUACAGGGCAAGAUUUAAACCAUGUUGCGAGAUGCCGACGUGUAUAUGCACAUGCUCAUGAUUACCAUAUUAAUUCCAUUUCAAAUAAUAGCGAUGGCGAAACAUUCAUAUCAGCAGAUGAUCUGCGAAUAAACCUUUGGAAUUUGGAAAUUAGCAAUCAGAGCUUUAAUAUUGUCGACUUGAAACCUGCAAACAUGGAGGAUCUAACCGAGGUGAUUACAUGUGCGGAGUUCCAUCCAACUCAUUGUAAUACACUAGCAUAUAGUAGCUCAAAGGGUACUAUCCGGCUUAUUGAUCUGCGACAGUCAGCACUGUGUGACAACCAUGCUAAACUAUUUGAGGAGCAUGAUGCACCUGGAUCAAGAUCCUUUUUUACAGAGAUAAUUGCAUCAGUUUCAGAUAUAAAGUUUGCAAGGGAUGGAAGGCAUAUUCUUAGUCGUGAUUAUAUGACUCUCAAGUUAUGGGAUCUAAACAUGGAUUCGGGUCCAGUUGCAACUUUCCAAGUUCAUGAAUACUUGAGGCCUAAGCUUUGUGAUCUAUACGAGAAUGAUUCAAUUUUUGACAAAUUUGAAUGUUGUAUCAGUGGUGAUGGACUCCGUGUUGCAACUGGUUCUUAUAGUAAUUUGUUUCGUGUUUUUGGUUGUGCUCCUGGAAGUACGGAGGCAUCCACUUUGGAAGCCAGCAGAAAUCCCAUGAGGCGUCAGGUGUCUAAUCCAGCAAGGCCUACACGGACUCUGACCUCUUUGACCCGUGCCGUGAGGAGAGGUGGAGAAAAUACAAGCGUUGACGCCAAUGGAAUUUCUUAUGACCUUUCAACAAAAUUGCUUCAUCUUGCAUGGCACCCAACUGAGAACUCCAUUGCGUGUGCCGCCGCAAAUAGCUUGUACAUGUAUUACGCAUAGGGAACAUGCUAGAGAAGAUUGAAUUGCUUUUGUUCUUGCUUGAUGUGAAAGCCUGGGCCUUUCACAUGCAACAAGGGGAUAUGGUGCAGGAAAAUGUUGUCAAUUCCAUGGUUGGGGCCAAGAAAAGAGGCAGUCGGUGAUCAUCCACAAGAUAUUUGGUGCCCAUACUGGACUGCCUCCUUCGGGUCCUUCAGUAAAUGUGUAGCAUGUAUUAUGAUCAUGGCAAUGCCUUUGGCCCCAAGCCCCCAAGAUAUGAUGACUGUAGUAGCUGCCUUGUAGCGAAACUGGCAGCUGGAGGCAGCUGAAGGAUAAAAGCAGAAGAAUAUAGGCAACAGCUGAUGCUAAUUCCACCAAAGGUCACAUGGAUACCUGCUCAUGUAAGUUCUUUUUUUUCUCUCCCCUUUUACGACAUGUAAUGCGACCUAGACAGGGCUAACCAUUAGCUGUCUGAACUUUGAGAUGGUUGGGCAUAAAAAAAAAGAUUAUCAUAGCUAUUGUAGUUACUCUCGGCUGUAGUUCUAUUCAUUAUAUGGUUCAAAUAAACGUACAAGUAUCCUUCUUGUGAUUUGAAUUGACAUUGUAUUA
This is a messenger RNA of Setaria italica (foxtail millet), 2369 nucleotides long. RefSeq names its product serine/threonine protein phosphatase 2A 55 kDa regulatory subunit B beta isoform. Lineage: Eukaryota; Viridiplantae; Streptophyta; Magnoliopsida; Poales; Poaceae. The record is from RefSeq and is a predicted model, not a curated record. Gene Ontology annotation, biological process: peptidyl-serine dephosphorylation. Bases 228 to 1784 code for a protein of 518 amino acids. The transcript is spliced from 14 exons. Gene Ontology annotation, cellular component: cytosol; protein phosphatase type 2A complex. Gene Ontology annotation, molecular function: protein binding; protein phosphatase regulator activity.